Punica granatum (pomegranate) is the source of this 598-nucleotide messenger RNA. The record is from RefSeq and is a predicted model, not a curated record. Lineage: Eukaryota; Viridiplantae; Streptophyta; Magnoliopsida; Myrtales; Lythraceae.
ACCCCCAACUUACCCGACGGACGGGAUAAAUUUGCUGAAAACCCUAGCAGAAGCUUUGCUCCCAGUCCAAUCUCCUUGCGCCUGCCUGCCGCCGCUCUCUACCUUCUCCGACGUCGCCAUGGCCAAGAGAACGAAGAAGGCUGGCAUUGUUGGAAAGUAUGGAACCCGUUAUGGGGCAAGUCUGCGUAAGCAGAUUAAGAAAAUGGAGGUUAGUCAGCAUAGCAGGUACUUCUGUGAGUUCUGUGGGAAGUAUGCUGUUAAGAGAAAGGCAGUCGGAAUCUGGGGCUGCAAGGACUGUGGCAAAGUGAAGGCCGGCGGAGCUUACACGUUGAACACCGCAAGUGCUGUGACUGUUCGGAGCACCAUUCGGAGGUUGAGAGAACAAACUGAAAGCUGAGCAUCCAAUUGGCUUACAUAUGGCGUCUUCUGCAGUUAGAGAUUUCCAAUUCAGAAUGUCUUUGGUGAAGUUAGUUUUUCUUUCUUAUGGGACUUGAAAAAUUGGAUGUAAUCUUUUGACUGAUGAGCAACCUAUUGCUCUGAUAGAAAUGGAUGGAUCUGAGUUAUUAUAAUUUGAAGUCGCAGUAGAUUUUCAUUUCCA